UGCUAGCGCCUAGCGGAGACUAGACUAGAGUUCCCCAUAGCCGCCUGCACUGCACCGCACCACUAGUCCACAGAACAGAGUGCCAGGCCGUCUUCCCCCAAGAGCCACACACCCUUCCGCUGAAGAAGCUGUAGCAGCUUGCGAGCGAUGGCGCUGGCCCGUCGGUUCAUCUUCCUCUUCUGCGCCGCCGUCCUGGCCGGGCUCGCCUCCGCCUCCGCGUCUCCCUCCCGCUCCCUGUCUGACAGAGCGUCCCAGGCCAGCACCGGACUGACGGGGAGGAGCUUGCUGCAGACCAAGAACGACUGCCCUACGGACUUUGAGUCCCAGAACUACACGAUCAUCACAAGCAAGUGCAAAGGGCUGCAACAUCCUACUAUGGAAUGUUGUGCUGCUUUCAAGGAAUUUUCAUGCCCAUUUGCGGCGUAUAACAACAUGCAGAGCACUAACUGUGCGGCCACAAUGUUAGCCUACAUCAACGUCCAGGGCACGUACCCAGCCGGUCUAUUCGACGAGUGCCUAGUAGGCAUGGAAGGGGUUUCUUGCGAAGCCAUUCCAGCAAUAGAAACCGGUAUGUCAAAUGGUGGGCAACGAGUUCAAGGACACAAAUCACGCAACUCACGCCAGAGGGCGCUGUGGAUUAUUGCUGUGGCAGCUCCAUUACUUUCAAUACUCAUGUGCUUUAUCUGUUCCGCUAUAUGGAUGAGAAGACGACGAACAGGAAAGGUAAACUUGCACCAUCAAGCUGCCAUGAAUAGGCUGAAAGAAGACACAUUGGUUCCGAGAUUGGAAGAGAAGAGUUCAGAGUGCACUCUCUUUGACUUUUCUUUGAUAUUGCAUGCUACACACAACUUCUCCAAAGAAACCCUACUUGGGCAAGGUGGUUUUUGGCCCGUCUACAAGGGGCAAUUACCAGAUGGAAUGGAGAUUGCAGUUAAAAGGCUUGCCUCACAUUCAGGACAGGGUUUCACAAAAUUCCAAAAUGAAGUUGAACUUAUUGCAAAACUACAACACAAUAAUCUGGUCAAGCUCAUGGGAUGCUGCAUUCAGGGAGAAGAAAGACUUUUAGUGUAUGAAUAUUUGCCAAAUAAGAGCUUGGACUUCUUUAUCUUUGGUAUGCACAUUGUAGUUUUACCAUAUUUUAGAUUCGGUUUCGUCCAUACUAUCAAGUGCACACUCUACUGUACAGAUGAAAGCAUAACAACUUUUGUUGAUUGGAAUAAAAGAUGUUUGAUAAUCGAAGGGAUAGCCCAAGGUCUUCUAUAUCUCCACAAGCACUCUCGGUUGCGCAUCAUACACAGAGACCUUAAGGCCAGUAACAUUCUCUUGGACCAGGACAUGAAUCCUAAAAUUUCUGAUUUUGGGCUAGCAAAAAUUUUCAGCUCCAAUGAUACUCAAGGAAGUACAGGGAGGGUGGUGGGAACAUAUGGUUAUAUGUCUCCGGAGUAUGCAUCUCAAGGCAUUUACUCGGUCAAAUCUGACGUGUUCAGCUUUGGUGUGUUACUUCUCGAGAUCCUUAGCGGAAAAAGGAAUUCCGGUUUCCAUGAGCAUGAAGAUUUUCUUAACCUCCUUGGAUACUAGUGGAAUCUGUGGGAAGGUGGACGUUGCCUCGAGCUUCUAGAAGCAUCGAUUGCUAACGAGGUCCAUGCGGCGGAGGCUAGGAGGUACAUUAACAUUGCACUAAUGUGCGUACAGGAGCAUGCAGACGAUCGACCGACCAUGUCAAACGUUGUCACGAUGCUAAACAGCGAGAGCGUUGCUCUUCCGGAGCCUAACCAUCCGGCAUACUAUAACCUAACGACAACUAAGGAAGAUGAAUCGGCUAAUGUUCCAUGCAGCUAUAAUGGCGUAACCAUCACUGAGGAGCCAGAUGGCAGAUAGUUGAUCACUUUGCUUCGGUUCUUAAUGAAAGAUCAAGCAAAGCAGACAACAGGCAUGGGAAUUUUAUAUUUAUCUCUUAAUACUUCUGCAUUAGUUCAAGCUUAAAUACGCAUAAGAUAGGCAGAUAGACCGGACCAACUAAGCCUAUCAUAUUUCGGUUCUGAAGGAUGGCGACCAGCGUAUUUCUGUAGCGGUUGUUCUAUCCUGCGGUGAAUGAGGCUCUGCCGGUAUGCAUAGGCUUGAAACGACAUCCAAGCCAAUGCUGUAAAUAGCUUUUAUGCACCCGCAUCAUUAUUUUCCACUGGUGGCUGGUACCGUAGGCUUUGAAGGAUUACAGAAGAUUUUAAUCCGCUAGUAGCUGCA
Triticum dicoccoides is the source of this 2241-nucleotide messenger RNA. RefSeq names its product G-type lectin S-receptor-like serine/threonine-protein kinase SD1-1. Gene Ontology annotation, biological process: protein phosphorylation. The record is from RefSeq and is a predicted model, not a curated record. Lineage: Eukaryota; Viridiplantae; Streptophyta; Magnoliopsida; Poales; Poaceae. Gene Ontology annotation, molecular function: ATP binding; protein serine/threonine kinase activity. Bases 148 to 1578 code for a protein of 476 amino acids. Gene Ontology annotation, cellular component: plasma membrane. The transcript has 8 exons.